Molecule: messenger RNA, 303 nt
Organism: Cryphonectria parasitica EP155
Lineage: Eukaryota; Fungi; Ascomycota; Sordariomycetes; Diaporthales; Cryphonectriaceae
Exons: 2
Source: RefSeq, a predicted model, not a curated record
GGUGCGGACUUUGGAAUCUGCACGCCGACUAUGGACUUUCAGUUUGGCCGGGCAGAGUUCAACCGCAAGGCUACUGAGGGAACAUUCUUCCCUACCGACCCAAACCUCAUCGCCAGCACCGGCCAGACCGACGCCUUGAACCCCAACAUCAUUACCAACUUCAUCUGCAACCAGCUCACCAACGUCUGCCAGGCCAACCAGGCUGCUAAGGAUGCUUGUGCGAGUGCCAAGGCGACGGUAGCGAGCCUGGGAACCAAGGACCAGACCACGGCUGAUGCUUUCAACUCGGCUCUGGGUUUCUAA